Molecule: messenger RNA, 2797 nt
Organism: Blepharisma stoltei
Lineage: Eukaryota; Ciliophora; Heterotrichea; Heterotrichida; Blepharismidae
Source: the annotation of a GenBank genome assembly
AUGACAAAAUUGCCUAUUUUUAUACUGCUGUGGAUAAUUUUGUCAUGUAUAAUUCUCUACUUCAAAUCUUCAGAUGACGAUCUUAAUUCAAUUGUUACUAUGCAAGAGAGAAAAAUCGAUUUAGGGCCAGUCAUGUACUACGAUCCGCCAGAAACAACUCAGAAGUCAUCUAAAGGUGAAAUUGCAUAUGAAAAUAUCUUUCAGUUGCUAGAUGUAAAAAAUCUUAUUUGUACUCCUUUUUCAUUUGGCUACAGUUGAGAAGAAGCCGAAUCAUUAUUUCCAAGCUAUAAGUUUCCGACAUGCUCUUCUCUUAUAAAAGAACCAAAAUGAGAUAUAUCAGAAAGAGCUUUCUCCAUGGCAUGCAAAAAUUAUACUGACGCAGCUCUAGUUCAAGGCCCAACUGGAAACGUAAAAUACCCGUCAUGAAAAGCCCACAAAAGGCUUUGGCAAUCUGAACAUUUUUCAAAAAAACUGAAAUUGAAUUCUAAUACAGAUUUUUUGCUGGCGACAUGCGACUAUAAAGAAAAUUUUGAUGUUGCCUGGCAUAGGCCAAGCUAUGAUUAUUAUAUCCAUGAGAGGGCAAAGAGUUUAUCAAAAGACAAUCACUUAAAAAAACCUUUAUUUAUAUUGACGCUAGGUUUGGAUAGUUUUUCAAGAAGGCAUUUUUUCCAAAAAUUGCCUAAAACAGUUGAAGUUUUAAAUAAUUUUGUCAAAGAAUUCAAAAUUUUUGAUUUCAAACUACACAAUAUAGCUGGAAAAGCAACUGUUAAUAAUGUAACACCAUUAUUCAUAGAUGAUAAAGAUGCAAAAAAAUUAAAAAAAUCAAAAGAAAAUGAUAAAAUGGGAGAAAAAGCUAUAUGGGUCGACUUUAAAAGGCGAGGAUUCAUUACUUCAAUGCUUACUGAUGAUUGUGAUUAUAGAGUUUAUAAUAAUAUAGGCCCUGAACCAGACAUUGAUUUUGUAUCACGACAAUUUUUCUGUGCAGCCCAAAAGUACACAGACUAUGUUACAAAUAAAAAUAAGAAAAUGAAGCAAAGGUGUAUUGGCUCUCAAAUGUCUCAUGUUUAUAUUUUUCAGUAUUUGCAAGAUUUAUUAAAUAUGUACUCAGAUGUAAAUCAAUGAAGUUAUGUUCAUUUAAAUGCUGCUCAUGAAUCCACAGGAAGGCAUGCGCAAACUUUAGACCCAGACUUAUCUGAAUUUUUAACAACGUUUUUACCAAAAGCCACUAACUUACCUCAAGAUUUUUUUUUAAAUUUUAAAAUAAUAUUUAAAUAUGCAAGAUGUUUUAAAUUUAAUUGAAAAAGUAGGAGAUAUCAUUAUUAUAUAAUAGUUAAUUAGAUAUCAAAAUAUUGUCUAUAUAAAGAUUUUAUAUUUACAUUGUUAUUCUGCCAUCCAAGGGGGAGUAAGACGCAUGAAGUCAUGAUAAAUUUGCUAGGUGAUCAUGGCAUGAGAUAUGGAAACUGAAAAUACUCACUCCCCCCCUCCGUUAGUGAACAAAAAAAUUUUGUUCACUCACGGAGGGGGGUUAAUUUUUUUUUUUUUAAAAAAAUUUAUUUUUUUUCGAAAUUUUAAAAUUCCUAAUUCACAAAAAUUGGAAAGCAAAUAUUAAUUUAAUUUAUAAAAUUUAUGUUUUAAAAAUUCGUUUAAAAUUAAACAGAAUUAGCUCUAGAUUUCGUUAUAAUAAUUAUCAUUUAUAUAUCAAAUUUUUUUUCCAUAAAAAAAUUUUUCUAUUAGAAAAAUUUUUGUUCACUCACGGAGGGUGGGCUUUUGGGCAAAAAAUAGGGAUUUUUCUAAUGGUUUUGUUCACUCACGGAGAGGGCAGGGAGUCAGUAGAUGGUGACCAAGAAAUGAAAUUGCCAGUUUUUAUAAUGAUUUCAAGUGAUUUUUAUAUAAAUUCAGUACCCAAAUCCUAUGAAACAUUAUCAAAAAAUACACUAAGAUUAGUAACUAAGCAAGAUAUAAGACAAACUUUAUUAGGAAUUUUGAAUAGAAUUUCCUUGACAAGAGACUCUAAAAAUAAAUACGCGUAUGAUUUAUUUUCUGCAGAAAUUCCAACCUCAAGAAAUUGUGACACUUUUGCAAAUAUUCCAGCUCAACUAUGCUCAUGCCAAAGCUAUAGAGAAAUUAAGCCAGAAUUUUGGAAAAUGAAAUAUUUAAAGGUGUUUGUGCAUGAUUUAAUCCAAAUAGCAUGUGACAAGAUGAAUGAAGUAUCUCAUACUCCUGAUCAAGUCUCUUCUAAUUUGUGUAAAAAAAUAAUUCCAAAUGAAAUUGCAGGAGUGUUUCACGAUCCCCAAUGAUCGUAUUUAGACUUAAAAAUUGAGUUCACAGCGAAGUAUUCUCCUGCAAGAUUUUUGGUUGAGUAUCACGUGCAUGAAGAUGAUAAAACUCACCAUGGCAUUCCAAUUAUUUAUGAUCAUCAAAGAUUGCUUGUACAAAUCAUUUGCUAUGCUGUUAAAUAACAUUAAUCUUUUUAAUUUCUAUUCCCUAAAUCUCUGCUUGGACUGAAAGCUCCGAGUAACGGUAACAGGAAUCAACCUAACCGUUAGACCUGCUCAUGUCCCCAAGCCUCCUAGGACUUCUCUAUCUACGCCAGACUCAAUAUAGAUUCAAGAAAUCUAGGAUUUCUCUCACUAAGCUCAGUUGCAGGACUGCGUUUCUACUCCUAAGUGCCAUUUUAAAUUGUGCACAAAUUAUGAAUAUAGAUAGAUUAGAUGAAUAUGGAGGGAUUUGUGAAGAAAAAAGUAAUGAGUUAGGACUGAAUCCAGAGUAUUGUAUUUGUGAAUAUGAUAACGCUUAA